AUGCCAACCUUAGCUUGGCCUCCAACCCCGGAUUCCGGCCCCAGUGCCAACACAACAUUCACGUUAUCAGAUUCCAGUGACUUGAAAAUUGUGGUCACCCAAUCAAUUGCUGACUCGGAUUCACGCCUUGGAUAUGUAGACGGUGAUUCUGCCAAAGAGACUGAUUCGGAUGAGGUGAGCUAUGACGAGCCAGGUUGGCCGAGCAGCCCUUACGAGACGGCUACUUUCCACGUCAAAAAGUCGGCUUUAAAGGAGCACGCUGCCUGA
This is a messenger RNA of Penicillium paradoxum, 267 nucleotides long. RefSeq lists its product as uncharacterized. Bases 1 to 267 code for a protein of 88 amino acids. The transcript has a single exon. The record is from RefSeq and is a predicted model, not a curated record. Lineage: Eukaryota; Fungi; Ascomycota; Eurotiomycetes; Eurotiales; Aspergillaceae.